This is a messenger RNA of Lindgomyces ingoldianus, 3108 nucleotides long. RefSeq names its product GPI inositol-deacylase-like protein. The transcript has 4 exons. Bases 1 to 3108 code for a protein of 1035 amino acids. Gene Ontology annotation, biological process: GPI anchor metabolic process; endoplasmic reticulum to Golgi vesicle-mediated transport. Gene Ontology annotation, cellular component: endoplasmic reticulum. The record is from RefSeq and is a predicted model, not a curated record. Gene Ontology annotation, molecular function: phosphatidylinositol deacylase activity. Lineage: Eukaryota; Fungi; Ascomycota; Dothideomycetes; Pleosporales; Lindgomycetaceae.
AUGGUCGAGUGCCAUGGCAGGCGCCGCUCCCGUUUGCGAAAUCCCUGGGCCUGCUCGCUGCUGACCCUGAUCACUACGCUGGCCGCCUUUUGCGUGCUCUUCCUCAUGCUUCAGUCCUUCAUGACUAGGCAAUUGGAUCCCAAAGGGUGCGAAAUGUCAUAUAUGCGGCCUGCAUUUGCUAGAUUUUCGGAUUUUGAUACCGAGCAUACCCGCUUUGCGAGCAAAUACUCGCUGUAUCUGUAUCGUGAGGGAGGCAUAGACGAGGAUAUCAGGGUCAAAGGCGUCCCUGUUCUUUUCAUUCCCGGGAACGCUGGAAGCUACAAACAGGUCCGACCCCUCGCCGCCGAAGCAGCAUAUCAUUAUCACAACGUGAUCCAACACGACAUUGGGGCGAGCAGGGCAGGAAAGAGACCGUUGGAUUUCUUUUCGGUGGACUUCAACGAGGAUAUUACUGCCUUCCAUGGACAAACAUUGUUAGACCAGGCUGAGUACCUGAACGACGCCAUCUCCUUCAUCCUCUCUCUGUACCACACCCCGUCCCGCUGCCUGCGUGACUCGGAUCUACCAGACCCCAGCUCGGUCAUUAUCGUUGGGCAUUCAAUGGGAGGAAUUGUUGCCCGAACGAUGCUUACAAUGCCGAACUACCAAUCAAACUCUAUCAACACAAUAGUUACACUCUCCGCCCCCCACGCACGACCUCCGGUGUCCUUUGAUGGAGAUAUUGUGCGCACAUAUAAAGAAGUGAACGACUAUUGGAGACACGCGUAUUCGCAGAAAUGGGCCAUCGACAAUCCCCUCUGGCAUGUCACUCUGAUUUCGAUUGCUGGAGGAGGGUUAGACACUGUUGUGCCCUCGGAUUACGCCAGCCUAGCGUCGCUCGUUCCUGAAACACACGGUUUCACUGUGUUUACUGCCUCUAUUCCGAAUGUCUGGACCGGCAUGGACCAUCUGGCCAUUACCUGGUGUGACCAGGUUCGAAAGAGCAUAGUCCGCGCCCUGUACGACGUGAUAGAUGUUUCAAGACCAACACAGACGCUUCCGCGCGCCGAACGUAUGCGAGGAUUCAAGCGAUGGUUUUUGACUGGCCUUGAGGAUAUUUCAGAAAAGACCCUGCCACACAAAGAACCGAAAACCCUCCUCACUUUGGAAGACAAUUCGAACGCAAUCGUCCCUCAGGGUGAGAAACUUAUUCUAAGGAGCCUUGGGCAAGCGCAGAGGAAGCCAAAGGCCUACCUUCUUCCAGUCCCACCACAAGGAGCACCAGAGGGGAGAAAGUUUACUUUACUCUCCAAUGAGCGGCUGGAUUCGCCUGGCGAGUAUGGAAAGCUCGAGGUCCUCUUCUGCAGUGUCUUCCCGCUACAGGCUGGACAAUCAGCAGCCCUCUUCUCAAUGAAUAUGGACCUCUCUGGCGAUAGUUCCGGAUCAACACGGCUCGCCUGUAAGAAUGCCGCCGACGACGUGAUCACGCUUCCAGCCUCCACCCGCCAUUCGAGUCAACCUUUCAAGACAGACGAGCAGCCGUUCUCGUACCUGCAGUAUGACCUCGAAGAUCUUGCCGAGCAUCAAUUUGUGGCUGUGGUCGAUAAGGCAGGCGAGCACAGCACUGGCUGGGUUGUGGCGGAUUUUAAUGCUCCGUCCCAAUCAGUCAUCGAUAUCAACAUGGGUCUGCAACGUCUCUUGACUACUGGUCUUAGCAUUAGACUUCCAGCGCGGCGCCCGAUGGUGCUAGACAUCAAACUUUCAGCCCUGCACUCAAGUCUCCUAGCUUAUAAGUUCCAUAUUGGUAAACAAACCUGCGACAUGGGAGAGCUAUUUGCACCUCUUCUUCGACAGUACAUUACAGAGGUUUACGAGUCCAAAUUCUUUGUUAACGUCAAGGAUGCCAACAUUAACUUGCAUGGGAUUGCGCCUUACAUGCCUCCUCCUUUCCUGGCCAAGGGCUCGGGAAAUGGAUUGUCAUUGCAGAUCUGGACAGAUCCAACCUGCGAUAGCGCCAUGGACAUAUCUUUGAAAAUUGACGUGCUUGGCAGCAUGGGCAAGCUGUGGAUGCGCUAUCGUCUUGUCUUUGCCGCUUUUCCUCUGCUUGUUGUUGCUCUUGUCCUACGACAACAGUUCAGAGUAUACGAUGAAACCGCCAUCUUCAUGAGUUUCUCUGAGGGCUUCAACGAGUGCUUGCGCUCUUCGCUACCCUUCGCCUUCGCUGCGUUAACGUUCUUGUCAAUUUCUUUGGCAGGUGCGCAUCACCGGACCUCUAAAUCCGCCCAACACUGGCUUUUCAGUGGUGGAAUGGGCAACGCCUCGAAUCCGUUCGGCAACACCAAUCACGAGCUUCUUCUUGGAUCCGACGAUGCCUUCUUCUGGUUCCUAGUCCCGCUCUUCGGAUUGAUGUGUGUGGGAACCUGCGCUGUGGUGAAUUACAUUGCACUCUGCCUGACCUAUGCUCUCACCAUGCUCUACUCGGCCAUACACUCAACCUCCCUUCGCUCUGAGGAUGGCAGGAGAACCCCGACAACCUUUGCUGUCACCUCGACCCGACAGCGCGUCAUCACGACCUGCAUUCUUCUGUCUCUAGUAUCGACAGUGAUACCCUACCAUUUUGCGUACAUGGUACUUUGCAUCGUGCAGAUAGCGACUUGUGUGCGUGGCUACAAACUGGUCAGGGAUUCGCCCCUCGAUACAAACUACAAUUUCUACAACUACGCCCACUCUAUCCUCAUCCUCAUGAUUUGGAUCCUCCCCAUCAACCUACCCGUACUGGUGGUUUGGAUACGAAAUCUGGCUGUGCAUUGGCUUACCCCCUUCUCGUCGCACCAUAACAUCCUGUCUAUCAUGCCCUUCAUACUCCUUGUUGAAACGCUCAGUACUGGCCGCAUGAUCCCACGGGUUCAAUCCCGCUUCCGCCUCUUUACCAGCCUUUUUCUCUUCGCUAUCGCCGGAUACGCUGCCAUCUACGGUGUCACCUACGCGUACGUGCUUCACCAACUUGCCAACAUACUUUGUGUCUGGUUUGUUGCAAUCCAUUUCGACUUCUCCUCAUUAUCCGUUCAAAGACUCAGCACGAUGCUAGAAACAAUGGAUCCGGAUGGCAGCGUCAAGAAACGACCUUAA